AUGCUCGCGGGCCCGGACAUGCCCAUCACCGACACCAUGCCGACUGCCCCCGACAUGCCCGGCACCGACGCCACGCCGACUGACCCCGACAUGCCCGGCACCGACGCCACGGACGACACGGACGGCAUGCCCAAGGCCCCCGAAAUACCCGGCACGGACAGCAUGCUCGGUGUCCUCCCCAAGCUCGGCUCAGUGAGCCUGUGUGCAGCCCCGGAUGGUCCCGGCAAGCAAUCCACGAUCGAAGCCCCCGACAUACCCGGCACCAACGCCAUGCCGACGACCUCGUCUAGUUCAGCACGCCCGUGGUCCCCGACCAGCCCUGCGCGAGCAGCACGCUCGCGGACCCAGACCAUCACGACACGAAUGGCAGAUCCGCGGCCCCCGAUCUGCUCGACACGGACCCCAUGCCCGCGGACCCAAAGCACCCCCAAUACGGACGGCACGUCCACGGCUUUGAUUAAGCCCGGAAUGGACUGCAUGCUCGCGGACCAUACGCUUGCAGUCCCCGCCAAGCCCGAUACGGAGCGCACGUUCGUGGCGAUCGACAACUUCGACACUGACGGCAUGCCCGCGCCCCUCUAG
Messenger RNA from Phytophthora sojae, 582 nucleotides. RefSeq lists its product as hypothetical. The record is from RefSeq and is a predicted model, not a curated record. NCBI's taxonomy places the organism in Eukaryota, Oomycota, Peronosporomycetes, Peronosporales, Peronosporaceae. Bases 1 to 582 code for a protein of 193 amino acids. The transcript is spliced from 2 exons.